GUGAGGCGGCGCGCCGGCUAGCGCGCUCGCCUGCCGUUCGGCCUGGAGCUCCCACACCGUCUCCUCAUCCCGGGAGCAAUUUCAUCAAUAAAAAGAUGUCCCCAAACAUGUUUACCCAUUGUGUGUGUUACCGUAAUAUGUCAAUUUAGUCGCAUAACGUAUGUGAAUGGACACGUGAUUAAGCUGCCGUAGUGUCUUCCUUUGUAGUGUGACUGUCUUUAGUGCUGGUUGUUUUUGUGAGAUUGAAGCGUAGCACUGUGAAGAGCUAUGUAAAUAAGGUCUAUUAUUAAAGCAAUAAUAUAAACUAAAAACCCCAUUAAGGACGCUGUAGAAAGUGCUAAAAUAGUAAUAGCUAUUUUUUUUUAAAAAAGUAUCUUCCAUUAAAAAGUAUAAAUAACUUUAAAAUAAACUGUGCAAAAUGAUCUCAAAGGUCCGCACCGUGAAAAUUCAAUUACAUAAAUUGAAGAUUAUCUCAUCGAGUACUGUCGAGGGAAAAAGUGUUGCGAAUUAAAAUUUGAGAAAUGUUAAUAAAAUGCCGCAACGCGCUUCGUCAUCGUCCAGCUUGAUGCGCCCUUUCGUGGUGCUCGCUUUGCCCGGAAUGUACUUGCUGUACAAGUAUAACCAAUACCGACAGCAGCAAAUGGAGACCGCGCGGCGCCGCGUCACCGAGCGGGAGCUUAUGCACCUCAACACUAAAAUUGACAAAUUGCUCAAUAAAUUAGAAGAAAACGAACCUGAACUCGCCACAUCACCUGAAGAAGAAUGUGUAAUAUGCGUGAACGCGAAAGCGACGAUGCAAACAUCGCCAUGCGGACAUCGUGUGGUGUGUCGACGAUGUUUCGUGAAGACCAUCCAGAUGGCUGUGAGCCAAAGGCUUUUACCACUUCGCUGUGUUAUCUGCCGAGCCAAGAUCCUGCGACUGAGGCAGGCGCCUCGACUUGUUACAAGUAAAAGUUGGCAGGUAUCAACCGGCAGUGGAAAGUCAUGGGGCGUGCCGGGAUCAGUUUCGUCAUAUUCAGUGGGUGCCCGCUCGGUGCCUGCCUCCGCCUCUUUGUACUCUGUCACUAGUGGUGAAUCUUCAUUAUCAGGAGUGUCUUCCGUGUCUUCAAAUAGUGGAGGCAAUGUCAGCAACGCUGGCUGUUCCACAAAGCUAUGUGGCGGUGCCAAAUGCGGUGGAGCGUGUCUCGGAGCAGUACCUCGUGUUCCAGCUACUUCAGCUCCGCCUCGACCUCGACAGCCAGCUUCAAACUCCCUGCGGCGAUCGCAACACCAUAGCAUGAAGGCUCGUCUGCAAGAUUAUCAAAUGCAUAGUUAUACUGGCGGGCCUGCUGGAGAACCAUCUGGCAGACUGCCUCCUAUUCGAGAAUUUCAAAGAGAAUUUCGAGAAGGCCGCAGAGAAAGUGCAGCUACUGCAUCUGCAUCAACUAGAAUAAGAUGUGCGCAAAAAAUUGUUACACAAUUAGAAACAUCUCCACAGAAGAAUAAGCAACACUUCUUCAGACCUCUUAAGCCGACGAACAAGGACGACCCGCCAAAGUCAAGAGAUCAUAGUAAAGAGACUGAUAAGAAAAAAGAAAACCCCAAAGCGAAACCUAAGAAAGAGGAGAAGAAGAAAAAAGACGACGAAAACACAAAACAAUGUGAUAAAAAUAAAAAGGACGAAAGUAAUGACAACAAAAAAAAUGAAAAUUCAGAAAGAAAGAAAGAAGAGAAACUUAGGCUUAAAGCAGAGAAGGAAGCCAAAAAAGAAGCAAAAUUACUAGCUAAGGAAGAAGAACGACAAGCUAAGCUGCUCGCCAAAGAAGAAGAACGACAGGCUAAAUUAUUGGCAAAGGAAGAAAAGAAGAAAGCCAAAAAAGAGGCGAAAAUGGCAGCACAAGCCGAAAAAGAAAAAAGUAAAGCUCGUCUGCAAGAUUAUCAAAUGCAUAGUUAUACUGGCGGGCCUGCUGGAGAACCAUCUGGCAGACUGCCUCCUAUUCGAGAAUUUCAAAGAGAAUUUCGAGAAGGCCGCAGAGAAAGUGCAGCUACUGCAUCUGCAUCAACUAGAAUAAGAUGUGCGCAAAAAAUUGUUACACAAUUAGAAACAUCUCCACAGAAGAAUAAGCAACACUUCUUCAGACCUCUUAAGCCGACGAACAAGGACGACCCGCCAAAGUCAAGAGAUCAUAGUAAAGAGACUGAUAAGAAAAAAGAAAACCCCAAAGCGAAACCUAAGAAAGAGGAGAAGAAGAAAAAAGACGACGAAAACACAAAACAAUGUGAUAAAAAUAAAAAGGACGAAAGUAAUGACAACAAAAAAAAUGAAAAUUCAGAAAGAAAGAAAGAAGAGAAACUUAGGCUUAAAGCAGAGAAGGAAGCCAAAAAAGAAGCAAAAUUACUAGCUAAGGAAGAAGAACGACAAGCUAAGCUGCUCGCCAAAGAAGAAGAACGACAGGCUAAAUUAUUGGCAAAGGAAGAAAAGAAGAAAGCCAAAAAAGAGGCGAAAAUGGCAGCACAAGCCGAAAAAGAAAAAAGUAAAUAAUAUAAUACCAUUCAAAUUUUUACAUCGUAGAAACUUUUAGCCGUCUUUAGGUACUAGAUUCGAAAGUCAUUAUUGUCGGAGGAGGAUAAAAUUUUAUGAGUAUUGUAAAUUAAAUAAAUAAAUUAUUGUAAUUACUUAGCAUGAUUUAAUUUCUAUUUUUUACAGGUCAUUUUGUCAUCAUUUUUUAUUAUUUUAUACGCUAAGACAUUAUAUUAUUAAUAGUUUUAGAUUUAGACAGUGAUUAUGUUAUAAGUUGGCAUUGUUUUUUUUCUUAAAGUUUUCACCGAUAAAAUAUAAUUCGAUAUUAAAUAUACAUAGUUUAAAACAAAUGUUAUUUAAAGCAAAUUAAAUAAAUAGAUAUUGGGUCUAGUUGGAACUCUACAAACUGCGAAGACUGAACGAACGAGAUUUUGAAAUCAUAUCGUUUUGUAACUUGUGUGUAACAACGUGUUGUAGUUAAGAGCUUUGUGCAUGAUUGUAUUGCCAAAGAAUUUAUUUAUAAGAUCAUAUUAUGAUACGACCCAUUUCAAUAUGUCGUUAUUAAUUUAAUGAUAAAUAUAGAUAUGCUAGAUAUUAUUUUAAUAAAUUUUGGCUUUCCGCAGAAUAUCUGCACAACAACAAAUAGUUGACGUAAACCUAGACUUGGGAAAACCAAUGUUAAGUUAUUUUUUUUAGAAUUUCUCUGCUUCUAUUCAAGACAAGUAUUUAUAAAUAAAUUAAUGUAGAGUCAUAUCAAGUUGAUUUAGCAUUAAACUAUGUACCUAAGUGUUAAGAUUUCUUUUAUAAGUUUUCCUUGUCGAAAUCUAUUGUCAAUCGUUAGAAAU
Nymphalis io (European peacock) is the source of this 3345-nucleotide messenger RNA. Its product is annotated as zinc finger CCCH domain-containing protein 13. Gene Ontology annotation, biological process: resolution of meiotic recombination intermediates. Gene Ontology annotation, molecular function: ATP hydrolysis activity; single-stranded DNA binding. Gene Ontology annotation, cellular component: condensed nuclear chromosome. The transcript is spliced from 10 exons. NCBI's taxonomy places the organism in Eukaryota, Metazoa, Arthropoda, Insecta, Lepidoptera, Nymphalidae. The record is from RefSeq and is a predicted model, not a curated record. Bases 533 to 2521 code for a protein of 662 amino acids.